Messenger RNA from Rhopilema esculentum, 2459 nucleotides. Its product is annotated as folylpolyglutamate synthase, mitochondrial. The record is from RefSeq and is a predicted model, not a curated record. Lineage: Eukaryota; Metazoa; Cnidaria; Scyphozoa; Rhizostomeae; Rhizostomatidae. Gene Ontology annotation, molecular function: ATP binding; tetrahydrofolylpolyglutamate synthase activity. Gene Ontology annotation, cellular component: cytosol; mitochondrion; cytoplasm. Gene Ontology annotation, biological process: tetrahydrofolylpolyglutamate biosynthetic process.
ACCACAACAACAGAAGAAUACUACUACGGCGUGCGGCGAUCAUGGUCCUAAUGUCGCAACUCGACUGAGAUUUCUAGCUUCAUGCGUCUUUUAUCUUUGCUUAGAAGAGCAUCCUCUGGUAUAUCUGCUGUGUCAGAAGCCAUGGUUCUUGGUGGAAGUGAAAGUGUUAUUCGGAAUGAACGCAGCUAUGAGGAUACCAUACGGGCACUUAAUUCCCUGCAAACUAAUGCAGCUGUCUUGGAUCAAAUUAGAAAAGAGAGGGGAAACAGAACUAUGUUGAACAGUAUUCCAGGGAUGGAAGUAUUUCUAAAGAGAAUUGAUAUUGAGGUUGAUGAACUUGAUAAGUUAAAUGUCAUACAUGUGGCAGGGACAAAGGGAAAGGGUUCAACAUGUGCAUUCUCAGAAUCUAUGCUAAGACACUGUGGCCUAAAAACAGGCUUUUACAGCUCUCCUCACUUAAUUGAAGUGAGAGAAAGAAUAAGAAUAAAUGGAAAACCUCUUGAGAAGGAAAAGUUUGUAAAAUAUUUUUGGGAAUGCAUGGACAGAUUGGAGGCAACUUUAAUCGAGAAUGAUGGUCAAAUGCCUGCCUACUUCAGAUUUUUAACCCUUUUGUCUUAUCAUGUGUUUUUGCAAGAAAAGGUUGAUGUUGCAGUCAUUGAGGUUGGCAUUGGAGGUGCAUACGAUUGCACAAAUGUUAUCCGAAACACAAUUGUAUCUGGUAUAGCUAUGCUUGGCAUUGAUCAUGUGUUGAGCCUUGGAGACACCAUCCAACAAAUUGCAUGGCACAAAGCUGGAGUUAUGAAGGAAGGUCAUCCAGCUAUUACUGUUCCUCAAGUGGAUGAAGCCAUUCCUGUUCUCAAAGAUCGAGAGAAAGAACUUAAGGCAAAUCUUUUUAUGGCUCCACCCCUCGAAUCUUAUGAGAAUGAGCUACCAGUGAUUGGGUUGGAAGGCACACAUCACAAGUUCAAUGCAUCAUUAGCACUUCAGUUAUGCAGGAUGUGGUUCUUGGAGAAACAAGCCUUCGUGAAGUCCAAAGGGUUAUCACAUGUAACAAAGAUGCUGGAUCUACCAAAAAGCACAAAGAUUGACGAAAAGUCUGGCAUUCCUUUUGCAUCACCAUUUUUCAUACCACAGCCGUUUAUUGAAGGUUUGCAGCGUGUAAAAUGGCCUGGAAGGAACCAAGUUAUAUCCCGGAAAAAGAUAACCUUUUACAUCGAUGGCGCUCACACAGCUGAAAGCAUCAGAGCUUGCAGAGAUUGGUUUUCAUCUCGGAAGGAUGUUGACAUCAGCUUUCAGAGGGAAGAUGUUUUCAGAGUUUUGGUGUUCAAUUCAACUGGUGGAAGAGAUGCACACACUUUACUUCGUCCAAUUUCAGACAUUGACUUCGAUUUUGCAGUUUUUUGUCCAAAUGUCGUGGAAUCAAACAACAAUGAACCUAGUUCAGAUCAGACCAACUUUACAGUGUCUAGGGACCGACAGUUGUCUUGGUGUGCACAGAAUCAGGUAGCUUGGUUGGCAUCAAAAGGCCUUGGCAUAUCUCUCACAGGGUCAUCAAUAGACACAACUAGCUCACACUUGGCAGGGCUGUCCCUGCAAACAAGUGACAAUACUGCAAUAUUUUCUAGCAUUUCAGAUGCUAUAAGGUGGAUUUCAUGUGGCAAGGACCCCUUAAUUGAGAAGCCUAAAAAUGGUGGACCGGAAGUUCCGAAUAAACUCGCCUUGGCUGAACACGUCCAGGUCCUUGUGACAGGCAGCCUCCAUCUCAUAGGCGGUGUUAUGACGUAUUUAGGCCCGGAUAUCGUGGACCUGAUCUAAAUAUUUUAAAUAUAUACAUUUUGGGAUUAAUCUACACAGUAUCUUAUUUAUCCUGUAACAUAGUGAGAUUUUCAUCUGUCAACGUUAAAUUUGAAAUUGCAAGGUGCCACCUUCAUAUUUAGCUAUAAAGGUUGACCCAAAAACAUUGAAAAUGUUGAACUGAUCUCGUCCUACGUGGAAUUGACUAAUGUGUAUAUACCUUUUUUAUUAAUCUUUUCCACAAAAAUGUGACUACCUUUAACUUGAAUAAGGUACCCAAUAUUUAACUCUCCUUUUCUGUAAAUAAAUUUUGCUCUAAACAGAGAUGCGUCAAUACCAUAGUUAAAGAAAGAGUCAAAUUUAUUCAUUAUUAAAGAGGAGAUAAGGAUGAACAAUUUAAACCUUGGUAAAAGUUUUACAGGGCCUAAAAUCUUAAAGACGAAUUUGGUAAUCUUAAGAAGUUUGCCUUCCUCGAAAUUCAUAAUCGUGUAUUCCACCUUCUUAGCAAGGUUUUAUGUCAUGUCUAUGCGUGUAUUCGUGAUCGUUACUGCGGUUUAAUCGUGUAAAUUUUCGCGUGUUUCAGUUUGAUAUAUGCGGUCGUCCUUUGUUUAGAAAUCAUUAUCUUGCGGAGAUAACUGUCGUUUUUUCACGUCUCUACUCUCAAA